Colletotrichum fioriniae is the source of this 855-nucleotide messenger RNA. RefSeq lists its product as uncharacterized. Gene Ontology annotation, molecular function: phosphatidylserine decarboxylase activity. NCBI's taxonomy places the organism in Eukaryota, Fungi, Ascomycota, Sordariomycetes, Glomerellales, Glomerellaceae. Gene Ontology annotation, biological process: phospholipid biosynthetic process. The record is from RefSeq and is a predicted model, not a curated record.
AUGUUAUACUAUCUCAUUAACAGCUUCAAGUCCAACAAGGACGCUAGACCUAGCCUUGAGCCACCAGACCACCAAGAUGUCUCGACUUCUGAGAAAUGGCUCGCUCACAAAAUCCAUCAAGCAACAACCACCACAACCGUCCUCAACUCAAAAAUUGCCACCACCACCGUCGUCGACGACCUAAACCCAAGCCUCACCAACCUCCGCACAGUCGUUCAAAACGACCCUCAACUCACUACCCUAGCAGACCAAAUGUUCAUCCAAGCCGCCGCCCUACAGCCCCGCGACCCGACAGAGCAACCGGCCGUCCAGUCCUUUCGCCAGUUCUUGCAGGUCGUCAACGUCAUCAUGCGCUCCGGGCCGCAGUUCUUCGACAGGCCGGGUAACGAGGACGCCAUGGGGUUCGUCGCGGCGCCGAUCAACGCGCUGCUGAAUUAUCCCAUGGGCACGGCGGCCGGGGAGAAGCUGUCCGUCAGGAGUAGCAGUGGCACCGUUGACGUUCAAGUCGACGACAACACCUCGGUCAUCGUCAACGCGUGCGAGUCGGCGCCGCUGCAAGUCGUUGCCAACCUUGCCCUCUGCGCCGACGUCACGCUGAAAGGCCAGCCGUACUCCCUGACCGACAUGCUCAACGACAACCCGCUCGCGGCGCAGUUCGUCGGCGGGACGAUCUAUCAGGCCUACCUGAGCGCCUUCAGUUACCACCGCUGGCACGCGCCACUGAGCGGGCGGAUCGUCGAGGUGGAGAUGAUCCCGGGGACGUACUUCAAUGGUCCGGAUCCGCAGGCGCCGUGCGCGGAACCCGAGGAUCGGGUUGAUGGCGAUUGUGUUCGUGGGUAUGACAGAGGUGUCUAG